AUGGGGCUGCUCUUAGGGGUGAGGUCCUGCGGACAGAAGCGCUGGAGGCUGGGCCACAGGAAGGGAGGCUGCGAACCCGCGCUCGGGGGCGCCGGGAACCGCCUCGGGUGCUGCAGAACUCACACGCUGGCGGAGGCCGUUGGGGAGCCUCGGCAGCACCCCUUCCUCCUUGCCCUCGUCGCUGGACCAGCCCCAGCGCCACAUCUAGGAAGGGACCAGCGCUUCUCAGGUUUGGGGGCCCGGCUGCAGUUGCUGGCGGGCACGUGGCGGUCAUCUUCGUCCGCGGAGGGAGUUGACCUCGGGUGCAGCGUGCUGAGAGCUGGGAAGGGCGAUGCGGGACCUGGGAGGCAGGACCAUUCUACCCCACUCUCCAUCUUCAUCAUUCUCUCGGCCAGGAGGGCUGGAAGGGAUGCAGAGAGGAAAGGGAGAGAAACCCCCAAGCCCCUUCUCCCAGAAUCCUGCCCUGUGUGCUCCCCCCGCACCACUCCCACUAACCCAACAAUGCUAGAGAAGAGUGCAGGUCUGGGAGGUGAAUUCUCAGCCAAGGGCCGGGCCGGGAAGGGAGGCGGGGGUGGGGCCAGGACGGGGGCGGGGCUGAGGUAUGCCAACCUGAUAGCGCAGGGUAGGAGGCCCCCACUCCAGACGCGGCGACCUCCCCUGUGUGGCCCCUGGACAGAACGAGGCAUGAGGUGUCCUCUGGACGCCCGCCCCGGCCGCAGCCCUGCCUGCAAGAGGCUACUUCUAACAGGCAUCCUGAUCGCAUCCUGCACCUGCCUUGCCUCCUCGGAGCUGCCCUUCCCUGCGUCUCCAGACCUCUUGACUGAAGGAGCCGGUGCCCGCCUGCCUGUUCCUGGAAGCCUGAAUGGUGUUCUCUCUGCUUCUUGGCCCCAGGGGCACAGCCACACAGGCCAGGAGACACUGGACAACCGAGCCAGUUCCAAGGGGGUGAGUCUGCUCACAUUCCCCUACAACAUCGAUGGCGUUAUCCAGAGUGACCUCAAUUACUCAGUGGUCCUGAAUUGUUUGGCUUCUUAUAUCACCCCCAAGCCCGUGCUACACUGGACCCUCAAUGGGGAGCCCUACAUGACUGGGGCUCUGCUGAUCAUCCGGAGGUUGUCCUGGGAGAAUCUGGGCACCUAUGUGUGCACGGCCAAGAACAGCCAAGGACAGUAUCCCUCUGACCCUGUGACCAUCUCGCUGCCAGAAGAGAAAGUGGAUCCCACAGAGGCUGAGCCCAUCGAGCCGGACCCCGUUCUCUCCCUGUCAGGAGGAGCUGCCAUCAGCCUCCUCGUGGCUGGAAAUGUAGGGGCGGCAAUGCUGAUCGGAGGAAUAAGCUUCACCAUCGUCCAGAGUCUAAAGGCUAGAAGACAAAGAAUACGGAUGUGCUGCUGAAGUGGGCACUUGUCUGUCAGCCUCAAAGUGAUGCCAGGAAGGGCAGCAAGAGAAUUCUGGGGCUGGGGUACAAGAUGAUGUUCCUGGGACCUCCUGAUGAGACCUCCUCCCUCCUGAUCUUUUGUCUGUGGGAUGUUCUCAUCUUGCUGAGAGUCCCAGAGACUGCUUUUCUCUCUCUCUCCCCAGCUGCCAGCAUCCUACCUGGCCAGCUCCCCAAAUCCCUGGAAACCACCCAUACAAGCAGUCCGUAUUUCAUGAAAUUCAUGAACUGAAAGCAAAGGAUACUCACUUAAGUGGUCCAAUAAAAACAAAAGGAUGGGGGCA
Messenger RNA from Canis lupus familiaris (dog), 1716 nucleotides. RefSeq names its product immunoglobulin superfamily member 23 (gene IGSF23). Bases 1 to 1392 code for a protein of 463 amino acids. The transcript has 7 exons. The record is from RefSeq and is a predicted model, not a curated record. Lineage: Eukaryota; Metazoa; Chordata; Mammalia; Carnivora; Canidae.